Durio zibethinus is the source of this 1795-nucleotide messenger RNA. Its product is annotated as nucleolar/coiled-body phosphoprotein. Lineage: Eukaryota; Viridiplantae; Streptophyta; Magnoliopsida; Malvales; Malvaceae. The record is from RefSeq and is a predicted model, not a curated record. Gene Ontology annotation, molecular function: protein binding. Gene Ontology annotation, cellular component: nucleolus.
GAAAGAAAAAGAAAAACCCUAGUCGUUGUAGUUGAAAGAGAGAGAGAGGGGUGAGGUUUAUAUAAAUUUAUUUAUUUAUGUUGGCAGCGAAGCUUUCCUCUUCGCUCUUAGCUUUGAAGCCUCGCCAAGUUUUACUUUCUUUCAACCUAACCAUGAAAAGCAAGGCUUCGGCUCAGUCCUUGAAUCCCCACCAAAAGUCUCUUCUCCUACUCUCCAUUGCCCACUUUCUGGAACGCAAUUUCUUCUCCAAAACCCUCAAGAAGUUUCUCUUAGAAGCCCAAAUCCAGAAAAAUGAUUUGAUAGGUUCUUCCCUGGAUUUGGAAGAAAUGUGCUGCAAGUAUUUGGCAAUGAGUGAUCUUUCUAGCUCAAGUUUAAACAGAGAUCAGGUCCAAGAUAUGCAGGUGGAUGGCAAUCCUAAUAGUGAUGAGCAAGCUGGCAUUGCUUCUGCUGUUGAAACCGCAAGCAAGAAAAAGAAGAAAAGAGGCAAUAAGAGUAGAACUGCUACCAUAGCUGGUCAAUCUGAAGUUGAUAAGUCUGCCAACUCUAAGAAUAGUGAGGAGCAAGUUUUCCCUGAAUCAUCAAAGGCACCUGCUGGUGAUAUGGGUGGGUUGCAAUUGGAUGAGUAUGCUAAGAAAGAGAAGGAGAAAAAGAAGAAGAAAAGCAAGUUGGAUUCUGAAUCUCAUGUUGAUAAAGUAGAAUGUUAUCCUUCAGAAUCAUUAGGUGGGGAGUCUGAAAAGAGAUCUAAAGAUGCAGUAUCUACAGAGAGUAAUAGAGUGUAUGAUGCUGGGAUAAAAAAUGAAACUAAGGAUAAGAAAAAAAAGAAAAACAAGCUGACUUCUGAUUCUUUAGGUGACAGUAUCAACCAACAUGGUUCAGAGAACAGGCCACAUGCUGCUACUACUUUUAAUGCUAGUGACAUUUCAUUGGAAGACAAGACUUCCAAAUCUAGAAAAAAGAAAAAGAAGGAUGAUACUGAAGAUAUUGAAAAAGGAAAAUCAAGUAACACAGAGUCUAAGCAUAGUAAAAACAGUAUCUCCAAGGAGGAUUCAACAAUUACAGAGAGUAAAGGUUCCAAGAAAAGGAAAAGAUUGGAUCCUGAAGUACAUGAUUCUCAGCCUGUCGAGGAAAAUGCCAUUGAAGACUCUAAACGUAGAAAGACAGAGAGUUCAGAAGAGAAAUACACAAAGUUAAAUUCAUUAGCGGGAGCUGACAAGCCUGUCAGUAAUGAAAAUAAUGGAGAAAGUGGUGAGGUGGGUGUCAAUGAUUUUCAAAAGAAGCCUGCAAAACAGCUUCAUGAGCAGGAAAAUGAGAACAUUGACAAAAAUGGAAAGAAUUCUGAGCAAAAGGGCUUGAAGAAGCAUCAAAAUGGUUCAGUUGAGCCAAAGAAACCAUUUCAAAGAGUGAACAUCGAUGAUGUAGUAUUUGUUGAUAGCAGGCUUGAAGAUAAUUCGUACUGGGCAAAGGAUGGUGCUGAAAAUGGAUAUGGUGCAAAAGCACAAGGAAUUCUAGGGCAAGUAAGAGGAAGGGAUUUCCGGCAUGAGAAGACCAAGAAGAAGCGUGGAUCGUACAGAGGUGGACAGAUUGAUCUGCAGUCUCACUCAGUUAAAUUCAAUUAUUCUGAUGAUGAGUAACUGGGGACUUUGUGAUGCAUGAUGAUUGAUGAGCUAUUUCUUUUUGCCCUUUUCAUGCUUUUGAGGAAAUAUGGAAAUAUUAAGCGGAUCUCAAUGAUAAUUCUUGUAUUCCUCUGUCGACUCUUUCGUAUUGUUUUGUCGCAGUUAGUUGUUUCAUGCUUAAA